Aegilops tauschii subsp. strangulata is the source of this 1665-nucleotide messenger RNA. Lineage: Eukaryota; Viridiplantae; Streptophyta; Magnoliopsida; Poales; Poaceae. The record is from RefSeq and is a predicted model, not a curated record.
AUGCGGUGUCCGGGUGCCGGGAACCGCUUCCCGCCCAUCUCCCUGCUGCAGUCAGCCAAGCUGUGGCAAAAGUCAUACUUCUACGUCAAGAACAUUCAUCCGACGAGGGACUACAUCAACCUGUCGGCUUAUGUAGAUGGCCCGCCUGCAGAGCCGCGCGCCAACUGGCAGUACAAGCCGAGCUCCCUAUUGGCCGCCUGCUCUGUCGCCCUCGCCCGACUUCAGGUGAUGACGGAGUUGGAGGGCCUCAAGGGCUCGGACCUGCUGGCCGCCUAUGUGCCCCGCCGCACGGACCCGCUUGCCGAUCUCCGGGAGGCGACGGAGCGGAACGCGCGGGAGGCGCACGAGGAGCUGGAGAAGGUGGAUGCGGCCAAGGCCGAGGCCGAUGCGGCGGCCAAGGCUCAAGCCGACGCCGCAGCCAAGGAGCAGGUGGACGCGGCCGCUAAGGCGCAGGAGAUGGAGGCGGCCCGCAGCCGGGCUCCACGGCUCGUCGUCCCGCUACGUGCCGUGCAACCAGCGCCAGGGAGCCAGGCACCGACUGGAGGAGCCGGCGACGACCAGCCAGUCCAGGAGAGGGGAGGAGGCGACCCCAUCGUCUUGGGGGCGGAAGUGCCCCCGCCCACGCCGACUGCCGACGCUCAAACUAGUCGGCCUAUCAUGCCGCAAGUCCCGCCAGUCGGUGGAGCGGCCGCCGACCUGCAACAGCGCCUGGGCGAAGCCCAAACUGAGCUGCGCACCAAGGAGGAGGAGCGCCGCAAGGCGGUUGAGGAGUGCGACCGCCUAGCCAAUGAGCUGGCGGCCCAGGCGGAUCAACACAAGGCGGCGCUCAAGAACGCAAAGGAUGACAAGGCCGCCCUCCAGGCCGAGUUCGAGACCGAAUGCUCGGGCUGGGCCGAGAAAGAGAAGGCUCUGAGCGACGGCUACGGCGAGAUCGAAGAUAUGAUCGACGAAAUCGCGCCCAAUGCGGCCCGGGCCCUCAGCGACCAGCUUCUCGCCAUCCACGCUCGUCUCCAGCCGUCCCACCAGAUGCUCCGCCGUCUACAGCGCGUCAGAGCCCGGGUGCUGACUACCCUCUGGCCGGACUCUUUGAUCCCGCGCACCCCAAGCCGGACUGCUGAGUGGCUGGAGGUAGCAGUAGGCCGCUUUGAGGCUUGGAAGGGCUCGGCGGCUCGUCCCGGCGCUCGGAGGGCCCUGGAGUUUGUCAAGGCUUGGUACCCAGGCCUGCAUUUGGCCCAGUUGGCCACCUUCCGGCUAGAGGCCGCACCAGAGCUAGCGGCGGCGAGCCUUGACCAGACUCAUCGCGCGGCAGCGAUCGCCGACUACGCCGACACCUUCAUGUUCGUCUCGGAGCUAAAUGAGGAGGGAGCCGAGGUGCCACCCAACUGGUUUGGGAUGAACCCGGAGUAUGAGGAAGAUUCAGUGGAGGAGAUCGCCUCCAGCGAUGAAGGCGAGGACGAAGGAGAUGAGGACGGCGAGGAUGAUGCGUCGGGUGAUGGAGCCGAUGGCCAGCCUCAGCCCGACCAAGCCUCGACCAACGAGCCGCGAGUCGGCGAGCCGACUGCUGCUGGUGCCGACCAGGCCGAGACCAACCAGACAUCCAUUCCACCACCUGGUGCCUCCACCUCCGCCGACCCCUCGGAUCCGACUGCAGCCCCUCCAGCCUAG